CAGUGAAUUGAAUGAAACAUGUCAAAACAUUAAGCAUUAAACCAUAUAUGAUGAUGAUGAUGAUGAUGAUGAUAAUCAUUAUAAUCAUCCCAUAAUGAUAAUUACAUCAACAAUAUUCUAAUGGCCAAUAACAUAUACAAUCGAUCACAACAUACAACAACAGCAACAUGAGAUAAAUGGCAAUGAAUUUGAAUUCGAUGAUGUUGAUGAUGAUGAUGAUGAUGAUUGUGUCAUGCAAUGACAAUUCGUGUAUAUACGGCAUUCCAUUCGCAUUUUUUUUCUACCAAUACGCCCAACUUCAAAAUCACUUGUUUCAUAAUAUCAUUAUAAAUCUCAAACAACGAAAAAAAAAAAAAUCUUUCUUCCUGGUUCGUUGUCAUCAUUGUCAUAUAUACAUGAAAUUUAUCUCUCUCCCCUUUGCAAGACGGCGGACAUGUAAAUAUUUUCAGGGACAUGUAUGCAUUCAGUCAAUUCAAUAUAUACAAUCAUGUCGCUGAUAAAGAAAAUUUUCAAAAAAUUUUUCGACCCCCAUCAUCCAGAAUCGAAUGAAUUUCGUUGGAAUUUUACAUUAUGGUUAUAUAUCAAUUAUUCAUGGCCAAUCUAUAUGGGUAUUGUUUGGAUCUGUUUUCUAUCACAAUUUUUUCGUCCAGCAAUUGUUUGUAAUGGAAAUAAUUCAAACAUCGAUUAUGAGAUGGCCGAAUCAUUUUGUUUUCUUGAAUCAAGUUUUUAUCAUUCUAAAUUUUAUGAUGCUGACCACUAUGAUCAAAAUGUUUAUCAUUUUAAUCGUAUUUAUUAUUGGUUAAUACCAAUUAUGAUUACAAUGUGUUUAAUGUUUACAAUACCGAAAACAAUAUGGAAUCGAUCAAAAAAUUGUCGCCGUUUACAAUCGGUAAUCAAUGAUUCAAUUAAAUCAUAUGGAAAUCAUGAUCGUACGAAAACAUUGAAAAUAAUUGCUACAUUGUAUCGAAUUACCAAAUCGAAUCAUCAGAUGACAAUUGUUAUUCUAUUUAUACAUCUAUGGAUAUUGAUUUCAUUACCAUUGAUGAUUGGAAUGUUUGCAUGGACAAUGUUUGUACAAUCAUCAAAAAACACUGGAUCCAUAUUGACAUAUGGUUGGGAUUGGAUCAAAUUUCAAUCAUAUGAUAAUAAUAAUAAUAAUAACGUUACAAUGCAAGAAGAUCCACUACAAAAGCUAUUUCCAACCAUAGUACCAUGUACAUAUCGUUAUUAUGGACAAAGUGGUCAAUUACAACGAACAGAACUAUUAUGUUCAAUUAAAUUCAAUCUAUUAUUAGGACGAAUCAUGCUGUUUGUAUGGUUUCAUCUUUUAACAUUGGCUUUGUUGAUUAUAAUUGAAUUGAUAAAAAUAACGUUGCUUUCUAGUCCAAUGAUACGUUCUUAUUAUAUUCAUUAUAGAUUUUUACAAAAUUAUCAAUUUAAACAUGUAAAACUUAGCUAUCCAAUGAUGUUAAUUAUACGGAUGCUUCCAAUCAAUAUUGGACAUUUGAAUACGAUAAAAUUAUUGAUUGAAAUUCAUGGUAAAAAUGUUAAAAUCAAUGACAAACAAUGAUGGCCAUGCACAUUAUUCUCUUUUUUUUUGUUUAUCGAUGACCCUAUGAAAUUUCUCUCAAUUUUUUUGUUUGUUUCUUUGAAUUUUUUUUUAAUGAUGAUAAUCACCAAAUAAAUUUAACAUUGUCUGACCUGUUCA
This is a messenger RNA of Dermatophagoides farinae (American house dust mite), 1708 nucleotides long. Its product is annotated as innexin inx2. The record is from RefSeq and is a predicted model, not a curated record. NCBI's taxonomy places the organism in Eukaryota, Metazoa, Arthropoda, Arachnida, Sarcoptiformes, Pyroglyphidae.